GAACAGACAGGAAAGGAAAGUCCCCUGAUUAUUUGGUAUGGAAGGGGUUAAGUCCUCAGUCACCCUGUUCUAACGUGAUUUAUGAUGAUGGGUAGAGUUUCAAAACUUUCCCCCACCCUAAAGAACAGUCCUCUCCCUCCUCACCGAGUUCACUCUCAAUGUGCUGAAAUGGGAAGGAGGCGGUGUUUUGCUGAUCUGUUAAAUUCUUAGUGAAGUUUCCUUGAUUUCCAGUGGCUGCUGUUGUUUGAGUUUGGUUUGGAGCAAAACUGAGGUAGUCCUGACAUUUCUGGGACUGAGUCCAGGCAAGAGGAAGAAGAAAGAGAAGGAGAAGGAAAAAGGAAGAAAAAAGGUGGGGAGAAAUAAAGGAGGAGAGGAGCAUAGGAAAAGAAAAAAAGACUUUUUUCAACAUCACAUUCCUGUGUUUUCCCUCAGCCUGGAAAACAUAUUAAUCCCAGUGCUUUUACGCCCGGAAACAAAGGGACUAAGCCAGACUGUGGGGGAAAGAGUGAUAAGAAGGAUCCUGGAACUCUGCAGAAGGAGAGAGAGAGAUUCAGAAAUCGCUAGGACUCCACUUUAAGGGACGCCCUGUGUCGGCACAAGCGACUGGCACACACAGACGCAGAAGACCAAGGAGAAACUGCAAGGCAAAUGGAGAUACAAAGACUUAAAAGGACAGCUCCUUUCACCUCAUCCUCCUUGUCCAGAAGGUAAAAAGACUCAGCCCAAAGCAGAGGCAUCAGCCUAGUGCUCAUUCAGGACAGGCUUCGGAUCCGUGGUGCUACUGGAAAGCUGGGACGGCAGCACACCCCUUUGUACUGCUCACCCUCAGAAAGGAGACAGAGGGUUGGGAGGAAAAGUGUUUCAUCUAGGAAACUGUCCUGGGGACCAAAUUUCCAGAUUUCUUUUGAAACCCUCUACAUUCCAUCUCUAUGAGCCACAAUCGGAUUACACAAUGACGUGGAGAAUGGGACCCCGUUUCACCAUGCUGUUGGCAAUGUGGCUGGUGUGUGGAUCAGAACCCCACCCCCAGGCCACAAAUAGAGGGAACCACGGAGGGCGGAAAGUGCCUUUGGUUUUCUCAGUCAGUGGUCGGCCAGUUCGGUUUCUGAGGCACACGGGGAGAUCUCGUGGAAUUGAGAGAUCCACCCUGGAAGAACCAAAGCUUCAGCCUCUCCAAAGAAGGAGGAGUGUGCCAAUAUUGAGACUAGCUCGCCCAACGGCACUGCCAGUCCCCUUAGGCAUCAAUGGGGCCCUCGUGAGACCUGAGCAGAGACCAACAGCCAGGAGCUCUCCCCGUGAGAUGGUCCGAGAUGAGGGGUCCUCAGCUCGGUCAAGAAUGUUGCGUUUCCCCUCUGGGUCCAGCUCUCCCAACAUCCUUUCCAGCUUUGCAGGGAAGAACAGGCUGUGGGUUAUCUCGGCCCCACAUGCUUCGGAAGGCUACUACCGCCUGAUGAUGAGCCUCCUGAAGGAUGAUGUGUAUUGCGAGCUGGCGGAAAGGCACAUCCAGCAGAUUGUGCUGUUCCACGAGGCAGGUGAGGAAGGGGGCAAGGUACGAAGGAUCACGAGCGAGGGCCAGAUCCUGGAGCAGCCCCUGGACCCCAACCUCAUCCCAAAGCUGAUGAGCUUCCUGAAGCUGGAAAAGGGCAAGUUUGGCAUGGUACUGCUGAAGAAGACGCUGCAGGUGGAAGAGCGCUACCCUUACCCGGUCAGGCUGGAGGCUAUGUAUGAGGUCAUCGACCGGAGCCCCAUCCGCAGGAUAGAGAAGAUCAGGCAGAAGGGGUUUGUCCCCAAAUGUAAGGCCUCUGGUGUAGAGGGCCAGGUGGUGGAGGAGGGGAACGGUGGUGGAGGAGGAGCAGGAAGGCCAAGCCUGGGCAGCGAGAAGAGGAAGGAAGACCCAAGGAGAGCACAAGUCCCACCAACCAGAGAGAGUCGGGUGAAGGUGAUGAGAAAACUGGCCACCACUACGGCGGCUCCUUCCCCACCGCCCCCGACCCCCAGAGCCACCACCCUU
Galeopterus variegatus (Sunda flying lemur) is the source of this 2011-nucleotide messenger RNA. RefSeq names its product coiled-coil domain-containing protein 80-like. The transcript has 2 exons. The record is from RefSeq and is a predicted model, not a curated record. Lineage: Eukaryota; Metazoa; Chordata; Mammalia; Dermoptera; Cynocephalidae. The annotation marks the transcript as partial.